Messenger RNA from Sorghum bicolor (sorghum), 1548 nucleotides. RefSeq lists its product as uncharacterized. Gene Ontology annotation, cellular component: DNA replication factor A complex; site of double-strand break; chromosome, telomeric region. Lineage: Eukaryota; Viridiplantae; Streptophyta; Magnoliopsida; Poales; Poaceae. Bases 94 to 1242 code for a protein of 382 amino acids. Gene Ontology annotation, biological process: nucleotide-excision repair; double-strand break repair via homologous recombination; DNA replication. The record is from RefSeq and is a predicted model, not a curated record. The transcript has 12 exons.
UGCCCUCCAAAACAAAUCGAAUCCCCCCUUCGUUCGUCCACGCCGCAAUCCCCCUGGCCGGCCGCACGCGCAGAGGAGUUGGAGGGCGCGGGCAUGGGGAUGGGGGACGUGGUCCAGCAGAGCGGCCACGGAAGAGGCGAGGCGGGGAACGGCGGAGCUAGGGUUUCCGCGGCGGCAGCGGCUGAAGGCGGCGACGUGGGUGGGAGGCCCACUUGCUGCGUCUGCAUGGAACCCUGGACCGACAGCGGUGCCCAUCGCAUCUGUUGCAUUCCCUGCGGGCAUGUAUAUGGUAGGUCAUGCCUGGAGAGUUGGCUUUCUCGUGGCGGAACCACGAGUGCAAAGUGCCCUCAGUGCGCUAAACGAUUUGCACUCGAGCAUAUUAUCAACCUCUAUGCACCAGGAAACCUGUGGGAUCGCCAUAUACAGGCACCGGUGACUAGUGGACCAAGUGGAUCCGAGACUGAUUUGUUGAAACAGGUCCUGGAUAUACUCCAGGAACCUGCGAGCAUUGAGAAAGAGUAUGGGGUGCAUUUCGAUGAAAUAGUCAAGCGGUUUAGACUGCCUGAGAGGAAUAUCUGGGAUGCUCUCAUGCAGCAUGUGGAUAUGGGAAAUAUUUACAAUACAAUUGAUGACUUUCACUUCAUGCCGGCUGUCUUCGAAUGGCAUCCUUCUGUACAACAAUCUUAUUAUCAACAGAGAGUGUUAACAUUGCAGGCACCCGUGACUAGUGGACCAAGUGGAUCCGAGAGUGAUUUAUUGAAACAGGUCCUGGAUAUACUCCAUGAACCUGCGAACAUUGAGAGAGAGCACGGGGUGCAUGUUGAUGAAAUAGUCAAGCGAUUCAGGCUGCCUGAGAGGAAUAUCAGGGAUGCUAUCAUGCAGCUUGUGGAUAUGGGAUGUAUUUACAAUACAAUUGAUGAUUUUCACUUCAAGUCAGCUGGCAUCCCUGAUUUGCAUCCUUCGGUACAGCAAACUUAUUAUCAACAGAGAAUGUCAACAUUUCAGGCACCGGUGACUAGUGGACCAAGUGGAUCCGAGACUGAUUUGUUGAAACAGGUCCUGGAUAUACUCCAGGAACCUGCGAGCAUUGAGAAACAGCACGGGGUUCAUUUUGAUGAAAUAGUCAAGCGGUUCAAACUGCCUGAGAGGAAGAUCAUGGAUGCUCUCAUGUACCAUCUGGAUGCAGGGCAUAUUUACACAACUAUUGAUGAUUAUCACUUCGUACCAGUAAUUUGGGGAUGAAGCUGUAGCAAAAUCAAACAUAUUGUUCUGCAUGGCAGCCUGCUGUACAUACAACCAGAGUGUGUAAUAAUUAUAAUCGCAUGUUUAAGCUAAUAUGUCCUAUACUUAAAUGUUGGUGCAUUGGCAUGGUUUAAAUUUCAUGCCAACUCCAUAAAUUUGCAGCGAUGCUUCAAUUUUUACGCACUCCAUUUAGUUAUGUAUUCUAGAUCAAAUUCUGCCCUCUCGACACAAUGAUGUUGCACUUGGGUGGCUCCAAAAAAAGACAAUUCUAAGCAGAGAAAGAACGUCCGUCCAAAGCCUUACAAA